This is a messenger RNA of Hibiscus syriacus, 1028 nucleotides long. Its product is annotated as cell division cycle 5-like protein. Gene Ontology annotation, biological process: mRNA splicing, via spliceosome. Lineage: Eukaryota; Viridiplantae; Streptophyta; Magnoliopsida; Malvales; Malvaceae. The coding region runs from base 149 to 415 and encodes 88 amino acids. The record is from RefSeq and is a predicted model, not a curated record. The transcript has 2 exons. Gene Ontology annotation, cellular component: spliceosomal complex; Prp19 complex.
UAAGAUUGAUAUCCCCUCGAUUUCUGAAAAGGAUAUAUAGGGUUCUAAGAGUCAGAGAUUUUCAAUCCAAGAAGCUAGGGUUCGUAAUUUGUUUCUUUCAAUCGAAAUAGUUCAAGGCGAAGCAAGUGAAAAAAACAAGUGAGCGAAGAUGAGGAUAAUGAUAAAAGGAGGAGUACGGAAGAACACGGAGGAUGAGAUAUUGAAAGCGGCGGUUAUGAAAUAUGGGAAGAAUCAAUGGGCACGGAUUUCUUCUUUACUUGUUCGUAAAUCUUCUAAGCAAUGUAAGGCUCGUUGCUACGAAUGGCUUGACCCUUCCAUCAAGAAGACCGAGUGUACCCGAGAAGAGGAAGUUCAUAAACAAGAAGUAGCUCAUGGAUGUAUACAGAGUACAAGCACAAAGACAAGAGGCAGUUGAGAAGAAUCGCGCUCUUGAACAGUCUGAGGAUGCAGUUGAGAAAGAUCGUGCUCUUGAGCCGUCUGAGGAGGCAACUGAGAUGGAUCGUGCUGUUGAGCCGUCUAAGGAGGAGGCAACUGAGAAGGAUCGUGCUCUUGAGGCAGUCUGAGGAGGCAGCUGAGAAGGAUCGUGCUCUUGAGGCGGUCUGAGGAGGCAGCUGAGAAGAAUCGUGCUCUUGAGGCGGUCUGAGGAGGCAGCUGAGAAGGAUCGUGCUCUUGAGCGGUCUUAGGAGGCAGCUGAGAAGGAUCGUGCUCUUGAGCGGUCUUAGGAGGCAGCUGAGAAGGAUCGUGCUCUUGAGUGAUCUGAGGAGGCAGUUAAGAAGGAUCGUGCUCUUGAGCCGUCUGAGGAGGCAGCUGAGAAGGAUCGUGCUCUUGAGCUGUCUAAAUAUGAAUAUGCACUCUCUAUGAUUAGUAUUGCAGUAGUAGUCUGUUUUCUUCCCUGAUUGAGUAGUUUUCUUUUCCUCCACAUAGGUCUAGAGAGGUUUUUAACGAGGCUCUCAAUCAGACCUAUAAUUUCUUUUGUAAUCAUAUUGGUCGAGUAAAAAAAUUUAAAUAAUAUCUUUGAAAAUUUAAUA